AUGGAGUCACAAGAUUUUCAACAUAAGCUUGAUGCAGCAAAAAAACAUAUGAAUGAAGUAAAAAAGAAGAAACGUGUAAAUUCUUCUAUAAAUAAUCAAGAUUUAAAUGAAAAUGUUUCAGUUUCUCUAGAAAGUUCAGAAACAAUAUCUUCUCCUGUAACAAAUAAACCUAUGUUAGAAACUGUAAAAGAGGAUCCUGAAAUUUAUUCUAAAUCACAAAUCAAAGAAAAAAUUUUAAAUCAAGUAAAUAUUCAGGACGUUGAAAGUUCUAAGUUUAUGGAAAAUGUUAAAUCUUUAGAAGAAGAUAUAGUAACAAAACUACACUCAAAAAAAACAGUUUUAAAUGAUUCACUAAAUCCUUCUGAAUCUAUAAGAACACUACAAAAUGAAGUAAAUGAGCUAAAAUUACGUGUAUCAUUAUUAGAAAAGAAUUAUCAUGAAAUCAAUGAUAAGUUAAAUAUAAUUUUAUCAAAAAUACAAGUAAAUAAUGCACUAUUUGAGGAAAAAAAAGAAGCGGGAUUUAUAGAUAAUGAAAGAAUAAAUCAAUUGGAAAUGAUCGUAGAGGAUUUAAAAGAUAAGUUAGAGAAAAGUCAAGAAAAACAAAAAAUAUUAGAAGCAUCGCCGAAAAUAAUUUGUCAAACAAAUCCUCAAACACAUGAUGAUUUAAGUUUUGAAGAUAUUUCAUUAAAUACUACCUAUCUGUCGCCGAUAGUAAAAAAUACUACACAAAUUUACCAUGAAACAUGUAAGAUAGACUUAAAAAAAAUAGGUGGAUGUGCAGGAUGUAUAGGGGAUAUUUUUGAAGUAUAG
Molecule: messenger RNA, 810 nt
Organism: Pneumocystis murina B123
Lineage: Eukaryota; Fungi; Ascomycota; Pneumocystomycetes; Pneumocystales; Pneumocystaceae
Exons: 1
Coding region: 1-810 (269 amino acids)
Source: RefSeq, a predicted model, not a curated record